Messenger RNA from Strongylocentrotus purpuratus (purple sea urchin), 2774 nucleotides. RefSeq names its product RNA polymerase-associated protein CTR9 homolog (gene ctr9). Gene Ontology annotation, cellular component: Cdc73/Paf1 complex. Gene Ontology annotation, biological process: RNA processing; regulation of DNA-templated transcription. The record is from RefSeq and is a predicted model, not a curated record. Lineage: Eukaryota; Metazoa; Echinodermata; Echinoidea; Camarodonta; Strongylocentrotidae. Gene Ontology annotation, molecular function: RNA polymerase II complex binding.
GCGCGCCAGCUUGCGAUCUAACAAAUUCAGUUUUGGCAUUGGGAUCGAAACGCUCAAAAUGGUGCUGUCUUCUGGCCCAAGAUUUGUGGAAAUCCCUCUCCGGGACACGGAUGAGGUGAUUGAAUUGGACUUGGAGCAGCUGCCCGAUGGGGAGGAAGUCCUGACAAUCUUGAAAUCAGAGAAUGCGCCACUCAAGACAUGGCUAGAACUUGGGUUGGAGUACUACAAGAAGGAGAGCGUUGAUGACUUUGUGAAGAUCUUUGCAUCAUGGCAGGCAGAUGCCAACCUGGAUUACUCAGGCAACGAGAAGGAUCAGAUGACUGCUCUAGAUACCCUAGCAGCUUACUAUGUACAGCAGGCUCGCAAGGAGAAGAACAAAGACUCCAAGAAAGAGCUCUUCACACAGGCCACACUCCUAUACACUAUGGCUGAUAGGAUCGUCAUGUACGAUCAGAACCAUCUACUGGGACGUGCUUGUUUCUGUCUUCUCGAAGGGGAUAAAAUGGACCAGGCUGAUGCUCAAUUCAACUUUGUUCUCAACCAAGCUCCUAAUAACAUUCCAGCUUUACUAGGUAAAGCGUGCAUCUCAUUCAACAAGAAGGACUGGAGAGGAGCGUUGGCUUACUACAAGAAAGCUCUCAGAACAAACCCUAAUUGCCCAGCGGCUGUGCGACUGGGAAUGGGCCACUGCUUCGUGCGUCUGGGUAAGCCUGACAAGGCUAGACUAGCCUUUGAGAGAGCUUUGCAGCUGGACCCUCGUUGUGUUGGAGCCAUUGUGGGUCUAGCCAUCCUUGAAGCCAAUGGGAAGGCUCCAGACUCCAUCAAGAAGGGUGUCCAACUACUCAGCAGAGCCUACACCAUUGACUCUGGCAAUCCAAUGGUCCUUAAUCAUCUAGCUAAUCAUUUCUUCUUUAAGAAGGACUAUACGAAGGUACAGCAUCUUGCUCUCCAUGCGUUACAUGGUACAGAGAAUGAAGCUAUACAAGCAGAGAGUUGUUACCAGCUAGCUAGAUCAUUCCAUGUACAGGGUGAUUAUGACCAAGCCUUCCAGUACUACUAUCAGGCGACCACGUAUGCUACCCCAAACUUUGUUCUGCCCCACUUUGGCCUUGGUCAGAUGUACAUUCACAGACGAGACACAGAGAAUGCAUCUCAGUGUUUUGAGAAGGUGUUAAAGGCUCAACCCGGUAACUACGAGACAAUGAAGAUCCUCGGUUCACUCUACUCAAACUCUAAAGAUGAAGAGAAGAGAGAUAUCGCUAAAGGUCACCUUCAAAAGGUCGUGGAGCAGUUUCCCGAUGACGUCGAGGCCUGGAUUGAGCUCGCUCAGAUUCUAGAGAUCACUGAUGUACAGACUGCCCUCUCUGCAUAUGGUACUGCUACUAGGAUUCUCAAAGACAAGGUCCAAGCCGACGUCCCUCCAGAGAUCCUCAACAACGUGGGCGCUCUUCACUAUCGCCUGGGUAACGUACAGGAAGCCAAGCGCUACUACGAGGCAUCUUUGGAACAUUCCAAAAGAGAAAGGGAGCAUGAUGAGAUGUACUACAACUCUAUCUCCGUGACAACGUCCUUUAACCUCGCCCGUCUCCACGAGGCCCAAUACAACAUGGAGAAUGCUGUCAAACUCUACAAGGAAAUCUUGAAAGAACAUCCAAACUACGUUGAUUGCUACCUUAGAUUGGGGUGCAUGGCGAGAGAAAGAGGUCAAAUCUACGAGGUUGAUUGGUUCAAAGAGGCUCUACAGAUCAAUCAGGAUCAUCCUGAUGCCUGGUCUCUGAUUGGCAACCUUCAUCUGGGCAAGCAAGAAUGGGGUCCAGGACAAAAGAAGUUUGAGAGGAUCCUCAAACAACCAGCCACUCAGAAUGAUACUUACUCCCUUCUUGCACUGGGCAAUGUGUGGCUACAGACCCUCUACCAACCAACCAGGGACAAAGAAAAGGAGAAGCGUCAUCAGGAGAGGGCGCUGGCUCGGUACAAACAAGUCUUGAGAAGCGAUAGCCGAAACAUCUACGCAGCCAAUGGUAUCGGAUGUAUCCUGGCUAUGAAAGGCUACAUCAGAGAGGCCAGGGACGUCUUCUCACAGGUGAGAGAAGCUACGGCUGAUGUAUCUGAUGUUUGGCUGAACCUAGCACACAUCUAUGUGGAGCAGAAGCAGUACAUCAGUGCCAUACAAAUGUAUGAGAACUGCAUCAAGAAGUUUUUCAAGUUCCACAACACGACUGUCCUGAGCUUUCUAGCGAGGGCGUACUUCAAGACUGGCAAGCUCAAGGAGUGCAGGCAGACAUUGCUCAAGGCCAAGCGUGUCUCUCCGCAUGACAGCCUGAUAACCUACAACCUCUCACUGGUCCUGCAGCGUAUCGCCAUGUAUGUCCUGCGUGAUGAGAAGUCCAACCUGAAGACCGUACUAGGUGCUGUGUCGGAGCUCAAGACUGCUCAGAGGUACUUCACGUACCUCAGUAAGUCAGGAGAUAGGAUGAGAUUUGAUCUGUCACAGGCUGGAACAGAGGCAAGGCAAUGCGCUGAUCUUCUAAGCCAGGCACAGUACCACGUACAGAGAGCUAGGAGACAGGAUGAAGAAGACAGAGCACUUAGACAGAAACAAGAAGAAGAGAGAGAGGCUCUGAAACAAAAACACCUUGAAAUACAAAUGGCCAAGAACAGGUAGAGGAAGAGGACGAAACUCUGAUUGAGAAGAGAAAUGAGCCAUUGAGAAGACCAAGUAUCUUGACAUUACCUGAUAUCAUCGAGACAAACCCAGAAGCCGCAAGGGAAAG